Messenger RNA from Protopolystoma xenopodis, 360 nucleotides. Lineage: Eukaryota; Metazoa; Platyhelminthes; Monogenea; Polystomatidea; Polystomatidae. The record is from the annotation of a GenBank genome assembly.
AUGAGUCCAUAUUCUGAAAUAUCUUCUGCUAUUGUCACCUCAGCUGAAAUGUCCAGUCUCAGCUCUGCUAGUUCCCCUGUUACGCAAGUGUCACAACCACAGCCUGCCCUCCUAUCCGCCUGGAAGUCGGCUCAGGCUCCAUUGCUACCUCCUGAACCAGAUCGUCUUGCCGAUCCGUUCGACAUUGGCUGGGCUGACCGAGCCAUAUCUAGCUUCAGUCCAUUGGUGGUGACACAACCACAGCAGCAUCUGCUACACUCAGUUCUGUCGACAGCACCUGGUAUUUCAAACAGUUUAGCUUCAAGAGUUCAAGGGCCUCCCGGUGACCCAAUGUCUACUACUAACCCCUUUCUUGCCUAG